Molecule: messenger RNA, 2875 nt
Organism: Esox lucius (northern pike)
Lineage: Eukaryota; Metazoa; Chordata; Actinopteri; Esociformes; Esocidae
Gene: zswim2
Product: zinc finger, SWIM-type containing 2
Exons: 8
Coding region: 1089-2861 (590 amino acids)
Molecular function (GO): ubiquitin protein ligase activity; zinc ion binding
Source: RefSeq, a predicted model, not a curated record
ACGGAUAGUCUCAUCACUGAAAACCAUCAGAUAGAACAAUUUGAACAAUCUUUAAAAAUACAUUUGUAUCAUAACACUUACAUCUGGAUUUACAUGCAAAGACACUCAAAUCACCAAAUAUCUGUUUAGUUGCCAUACCUUUUAUGGUUUCAUUACAUAAUCAGGUGUUAAGCCCUUCUAUUUUAAUAGUGGUAACCUAAAAAUGUAUGUCUCAACCUAAAGCCUGCAGGUCCUAUCCUCUAGUGAAAACUCAGGGUCUCUAGUGAAAACUCUAGAGAAACUCAGGGUCACGUUUUUUACGCAAGUUGGAAACAACAGGGCGACCCUGCAAUGUGCUCGCUGAACUUUAGCACUUUCUCUUCCUGUUGGAUGCCACUCUCUGACUAAAAGACCCACAGACAAUGAAGGCUGUGAGAGAGGUUCAGGAAAACCGAUGCAUCAGCCCAAGUUUUGUCAAAUUCCCGAAUGCUUUAAGACAAUAAACACUUUGGAUUGGAAAGACAUAGAUCAAUACAGUUAUUGAACACAUUUUGACAGAUUUCUAGUAAUUUACAUUGCAUAGGGAAAACGGUUAAAAAAAUAUUCUGCUUAAUAUGUCUUUCAUAGAAAAUGUUCUGUGACAUAAGAGCCAUAAAUACACAACCAGUUUUUUUUAUUUCUGGUUGACAAGUGUUAUUGCUAUCAGGCUGUGUCCUUGUGCAAUAACUCUCAAGAACAAACAUGCAACAUCACUCAUUAAUUUGGAAAUAUGUUUUGCUGGGUUUAAACUGUCACAUGGUAUGAAUACUUCCCAGAUUGCGCAACAGCCUAAUAGAGCUACAUAGAUAAACAAAUGUGGUUGGUACGCUUUAUUAAAUGUAAGAUCGCAUUACUCCACAAGGGGGCAUACAUGUGCCAAAUCAUCUGUCUCUAAAUUACCAUGACUACGGCUAACAGGUGUCUUUGAAUUGCUGCGUCGUCGGUUUUCGGGCGUUUAGCCAGAAGCAAGGGUAUUUACAAAACCUUUGCUGAUACAGCAGCAGGCACACACAUCGAAACAUUGCUUUUCUCUCCUUUGCACUCUUACUUGGACAUUCCUUGAGUGUGCUAUGUUUAGGAAAACUGUCUGGAAGAAUACCGUGAGUGAUGCCGUUAGCUGGCAUCAGGACCAAGCACUGAACACAACCAUACUUAUCCUGAAAGAGUAUGGUCCGACCGGAUUCCUACUUAAAGAGGAAGGCGAAACCAAAAACUUCAAGGUGUGCUUGGGAGACCCUCAUACCUGUGCUUGUUCAACAUUCAACAAAGAGAGGGACCUCUGCAAACAUAUAUGCUGGGUUUUACUGCGAAAAUUCAGACUGCCUAGGGAACAUGAAUAUUGCUUUCAGCAGGGCCUAGUGGAGAGACAAAUUCUGGAGUUGCUACAGGGUUCACACAAGAGCAGAACACCUCGACCAGUAGACCCACCUGGCUCUGCGGCUAAACCCACCAGACCAGAGCCAGAUGACGGGGACGGGUCAGUCAGGCGUAAAGAGAUUGAAGCUGACGAUGUGUGUCCCAUCUGCCAAGAGGACAUGCUGGCGAAACGGCUGCCUGUGUGCUACUGCAGGUACGGCUGUGGCAACAGCGUCCACAUCUCCUGUAUGAAGGUGUGGGCCGACCACCAGGCGCGUCCUGAGGGGGAGGCCGCGGUUAAGUGCCCGCUGUGCAGGGAGGACUUCGGGCCGGUCGAGCUGCUCCUGGAGCAAGUCAGGACCGCCGCAAAGCUCUUCACAGCUGCUGAGAGGGAGAGGCCCGACAGGCACCUCGGGGUGCUCUGCAACAGCUGCGGGAUCGGCCCGGUCACCGGCAAGUGUUUCAAAUGCACCGUCUGCCGUUACUAUCACCUCUGCGAGGACUGCAUGGGGAGGAGGCGCCACCCUCAGCAUGAGUUUGCCUUUCGUGCGAAGAGAAGUCAGAAGUGGCAAGGCAGCAGCGCUGCGGACGGCGGCGUGGUCCGCGUCGAGAGUGACCCGCUGCCGGAUCACGUGUUCAGGAGCCUCCCCGCGGUCAGAGUGCGGAGUGGCUGCCGCCUGCUGGACCCUGGGCAGCAGUGCAGGAUCUGCCUGAAGAGCUUCCAGCAGGGUCAGCGGGCUAGACACCUGCCCUGUCAUCACAGGUUCCACACAGGCUGCAUCGACCCGUUGCUUCGGCAGUCCAAUUCCUGCCCCCUGGAUGGCUACGUCAUCUACAACCCCCUGACAUGGAGCUGUGCCGGGGGUAAGGCCACGACCAGGCCGGCCUCCCCAACCCAUGCCCAGGCUAAGCUCACAGAGCAGCACAGGCUGGAGCUGUUUGUCCCUGGAGUAGCCCUCUUGGAUAGGGCCGCCAGGGUCCUUCCCUCCCUGGUGGCGGAUAACACCGAAGCCCCAGCCAGUGCCCCGGCCCCCCUCCCUCGGGACACUAUGGUCAUCGACUUACAAGGUCUACGCAUCCAUAAACGAAACGCUGAACAUAUAAAGAGAGUGGCCAAGAAGGAUAGACCUCUUCUCCAAUCCGUUAUCCAUCACAAGACACUUUCCUCCGAGCAUCCAAGGCCUGACACGUGUAGCAUGAGGCUAGGCAGCAUCAAGUCACUGUCCUUGGGUAAGGGUUUGACCCAAACACAUGCUACCACAACUAACAUGCUGGGGGAGGUCCACAGAGGGACGGAAAGGGAGCUGUUUGUAGGUGUGAACAGGUCAGAUGGAGACACGACGACCGCUACUGGUGCUCAGCCCAGAGCGGUCGUUUCCCUGUGGAAACCAAGACCCAGGAAUGCCCAACCGGGCACAGGAGACAGGCAGAAGACCUCUGGUCUGAGAAUGACAGGGGUGGUGAUCAAACACCAGAGGGAAAAGUAGGCGGUAGAUUCCUA